Molecule: messenger RNA, 2265 nt
Organism: Durusdinium trenchii
Lineage: Eukaryota; Dinophyceae; Suessiales; Symbiodiniaceae
Source: the annotation of a GenBank genome assembly
GCACGGGGUAGUACAGAACACCUCUUGGUCACGCCAUGGAUGGCUCACUUGGUGACGAGGAUGCCUUGGUGCAACAAGCCAUUGCUGAAAGCAUGGCUGUCGAGGGGCAAGUGGAGCAGAGUGGGUUUGACGAAGAACUCCAGCGGGCUCUCAUUGAGAGCGUGUCCGGAAAGGAGAAUCGUGGGCUCCGCCCAUUGAUGGGACCAGACGGACCGUUUCUUCCUGCUGGGCUGUUGAAUUCUGGGAACUCGUGCUUUUGGAACGCUCUUGUGCAGGCACUUUUCUUUGCAACUCCUGUCUUCCGAGGGGCUUUGUUUCAGCUUGAGCUGAGCGAGGAGACCUCCGUGCUGAGAGCUUUGAGAGACCUCUUUGCUGAACUGGAUAUGGGCUUGGAAAGUGCCAUUGAUGCCGGCAAACUCUACCGGAUGAUUUUUCAUCAAGCCGAAGAGGCGGAUGUCUCAGAGCAGAUGUUCCAUUUGUUCCGAAUUGCCUCCAAAGGUCCGAACUCAUUGAAAGCUGUGUGGCGUGAACUCUUCAGUGGUGAUUUGUAUGAAGAGAACUUGCAGGCUGGGCAGAUCCACCAGAGGGUCACUCACUUGGAUCUUUGUCAGUUAGAACUGUGCGUCACGAAACCCAUGUCCUUGCCGCAGCUUUUGGAGGAGCACGCUCAGGAUGUCCAAGGCAGCAUCCAGCGCCGUUCCUAUCGAUUGCCUCCAGUGCUGUGGCUGAAUUUGGACCGGUUCGCUUAUGAUCGUGUUGCCCAACGUGGAAAGAAGCGCCAGGUGAAAGUCGCUUUCCCUGACAAAUUGAACACUUGGAUGCUGGCACCUUUGAAUGCGCCGUGGGCCAAGCGUUUGCAUGUUUGCGCAGAGACUAGGCGCAGCAUAUUGCAGGAGUUGACGGCCAACCGGAGGGCGCUAGACGCAGCCGCAAAGGCUGCUCCCAGGCAAAUGUCAGAGCCGCUGGAACAAGACCUGAUCGUGAUGGCAGAGCACCAGGAAGCUUUGGUGAGACGCCUGAACGAAGUGGAUGAGCAUUUGGAGCAGCUGGGAGAGGAGCAGGAUUUGGUAUACGACCUGCGGGCAGUAAUAGUGCACAAGGGAGUCGUGGACUCGGGCCACUAUUUUGCCUACGCGCGAUGUCCGCGAGGUUCCACUUGGUGUUGCCUUAAUGAUUCAUCAGUAAGCCUUUGCGAAGGUUGGGAGAUGCGCCGGGUAGCUGAAGGAACGACCUUUGACGACGAGGGUGAUGAUGUUGAAAUGGGGACCGAGGAAUUGGCAUCAGAAGAGAAUGGGUUGGAAGGCCUUGGGAAGGCGUUGCCGGAACACGAAGGGCUUCCCUGCUCCCCCUCAGGCCAAGAAGGGGCGCCGAAUGGUGGGUUGUGGCAUUGGCUGUCAUCUUCCUUUGUCGGCUGCAUGCCAGCCGGAACGAGGUCCAACAGUGAAGACUUUCAAGCUCCUCCUAACAUGGCAGAUGCUUGUCCACCAUUGAGCUCAGCACCCGCCCUUCCAGCUCCAAAGUCCAGUUCGAGUCCCAAAAGUCCGCAGCCCCUGAACCAGGGAAGCACGGAAGCUCGAUGUCUCGUCUAUGUCCGACGAGGCGCCAGCGACAGUGACAAGCUGCUGGAUGAGGUGAGACAGCGCAUUCCAGCGCAGCUCCAGGAGCAGAUCGACGUUUGCAACCAGAAGGUUUUGAGCACCGCCAUUGAGGACAUUGUCUCAGAUGUGGCCUCUUGCCUCCAGGGCCUGCAAGGCGGAGCCGGUGGAGAGGGAUCUCAUGCGCCAGAGGCGAUCCUUAGAACUGCUGAAUGGGUGCGGACAGAGGCCGGCAUGAGCAUGGCACGGGCAUAUACACUUCGAGCCUGCUGGCGGCUCCACAUUCCCUGGCUCCCAGAGGAACUUUGCCCUACUGCCUUGCCGCCAGAUUUCCGCAUGUACUACGGCCGUGCUGCUCGACAAUUGCUGCUUGAUGCUUUGAUCAGGCAAGGUCAGCACGACAUCGCCAGCCUGGCUGCCUCUGGCGAGUCUGAUGCCUUCACCCCUCGCGAAAUGCAGGACUGGCUCAUUGAGCGGGGCUUGUGAGAAGCUGCGGAGAAGGAAGUGACGAAGAGGCCGGCUCAGACCAACAGGAUGAGUAGGAAAUCAGGCCCACGGCACACACCCAGAAGAUGAUGGUGCCAUUGCCUUUGCAUAUCUGUCCUCCCGCCUGAGGCGGUGCAGGAUGGUCAAUGGUGCUGCAGCUGGACAACGGUAUUGGUAUGUGUGU